Cylas formicarius (sweet potato weevil) is the source of this 2299-nucleotide messenger RNA. It is a transcript of the gene Lim1, whose product is annotated as LIM/homeobox protein Lhx1. The transcript is spliced from 7 exons. Gene Ontology annotation, biological process: regulation of transcription by RNA polymerase II; neuron differentiation. Bases 360 to 1664 code for a protein of 434 amino acids. Gene Ontology annotation, molecular function: DNA-binding transcription factor activity, RNA polymerase II-specific; RNA polymerase II transcription regulatory region sequence-specific DNA binding. The record is from RefSeq and is a predicted model, not a curated record. Gene Ontology annotation, cellular component: nucleus. NCBI's taxonomy places the organism in Eukaryota, Metazoa, Arthropoda, Insecta, Coleoptera, Brentidae.
GCGGUUGGUACGCGUGCUCGCCGAACGCUUUUUGUUACAGCCACAACACCUGUCAAAUUUGACGUGCGCGGCCCGUGUGACGCGGUCGUCGGGGUGCGCGGGGGUGACUUGAGGAAAUCGCGCCAUCGCCGCCGUCGUUUUAUUCGAAUAUAUUUAUAGAACGAGUGUCUGGGUAUCUUGGUGUGUGCGCGUGUGAACGAAAUCCGGGCAACCUGGCGGCGUACCUCGAAGGACCCGCGAUUACACCCGUCGGGACCCUGACGUUGCGGGCGGGGCUGCCCCAUGUGCCCAUCGGGCCUAAUUCCAGCUACAUUCAGCACUCAACACACAAUAUAGGGAGGUGCGAACCGGCCGCAGGUAUGCUGAUCGCCUGCGCGGGCUGUGACAAGCCGAUCAUGGAUAAAUUCCUGCUGAACGUCCUAGACAGGACUUGGCACGCAGAUUGCGUCAGGUGUUUCGACUGUCACACGCCUCUCACAGACAAAUGCUUCUCCAGGGAGGGCAAGCUCUUCUGCAGAUCGGAUUUCUUCAGACGGUACGGUACGAAGUGCGGUGGCUGCGGCCAGGGUAUUUCGCCGAGUGACCUGGUGCGCAAGGCUAGAGACAAGGUGUUCCACCUCAACUGCUUCACCUGUCUAGUGUGUAGGAAACAGUUGUCUACGGGGGAGGAGCUCUACGUGUUGGACGAUAACAAAUUCAUCUGCAAGGAUGACUAUCUCAACGGGAACAAAGUGACGGGAAUACCACACCAGCAAGAUUCGUUAAUGGGUUCGGGUUCGGAAGACGAAGAAGACGAUGACAACAGUACCGCCUCGUCGGUGAUGAAGCACCACCCCCUCCACGGUUCCUUGCCCCCCAAUCCGGGCGAGACCAACAACAACUCGCUACCCCAUUCUGACAUUAGCAGCUCGAUAGGACAGGAUCCGAAGGCGGAAAACGAUUCCGAAGACCAAAACUCGUUGGACGGCGACCCAGAAACGAGAGACUCGCAAACGGAAAACAAAAGUCCGGACGACAGCAGCGCGGGCUCGAAACGUCGCGGACCGCGUACCACCAUCAAGGCCAAGCAGUUGGAGAUCCUGAAGACGGCAUUCUCUCAAACGCCGAAACCCACCAGGCACAUACGCGAGCAGCUCGCGAAAGAGACGGGGUUACCGAUGAGGGUUAUACAGGUAUGGUUCCAGAACAAGCGGUCAAAAGAGCGGCGACUGAAACAACUGACGACGAUGGGAAGGGGUCCGUUCUUCGGUGGAUCCCGAAAAAUGAGGGGCUUCCCCAUGAACCUCUCCCCCGGGGGCUUAGAAGACGGUCCCCCUUUUCCCUAUUUCUCCGACGGUAAAUUCGAGUUCGGCUACGGGGGUCCCCCUUUCCACCCGCACGACGGCCCCUUCUUCCCCAGUCACCAUCCGGGAGGAGGUCCAGGUCAGGGCAUACCCUUCGGACAAGGAGGUGGCCCUAUGGACCACGGCGGUCCUUUGUCGAUGGGCGCCGACUUUGGUGGUAUGCCGGGCUCGGAAGGCGGCCAAUUCAUGGGCCAACAACCCGGACCUGAUCAGAUGGUACCAGGGGUACCGGCCAACGGAAGAGGAGGCAGUCCGGAGUUCAUGUCGCCCGGAAAUUUCUCAGACAACCCCCAGCAGCUGAACGAGGGGUUGGUUUGGUAGCUGGCAAAGGCUCUAGCCAAGAGAGCUAGAGAAUAAUAUACAAUGUAGAGACAGCGUGUACAUAAUUCUUCUUCCGUUCUAUCGCCGGCGGGUUUUGGUGUACUGUGAGGGGCGGUUUUGUGAUAUAACAGUGAGGGGUGGGACGCAGCGCACCAAGGCCGGGCGAUUUUCCGUUUCAUAAUAUACAGGGUGACGCGGGCAGCGUUAUUAUUUCGUAUUAUAUGUUCGCUCUUUGGGUUUGUUACAGAAAAAUGUUGUUGGAUGUCGCUUUGGUUUAAGUUUGUGCAAUCUGUGGAUGUUUUUUUGUUGAAGAUCGACUCGUUUCACCGAAGAAACUGUAGAUAGCGUGAGAUCCGUUUUCGCAUUAAGUUGAAAAGAAAAAGUGCCAAGCAAGAAAAAAGCAUUUUAGCCGUUUUUUGUUUUCUAUUUAUAUAUGUCGGUGUAUAAAGUAUAUAGGUUAUUUUUUUUGUGUGUGUAAAUAACGACGAAUCCGCCGCUGGAUUCGGUUUCAGUUUGUAUCAACUUAAUCCGCCGUACAAAACUAAAGAAUGUGUAAAUAGUUUACGAUAUGACGUAACCGCUGUAAAGAAAAUGCGUUCGACAUAUUAGUGUAUAUUGUUACUUACUUUUUAGAU